CAGAGUUCGUUUUUUCUUCAGUCAGUUGGGAGUUUGAGGCUUCAGCAGAGGAGCUCCACUCUCACAGGUAAAGUGGAGUAAAGAUGGCGUCCAGACUGACCCUGGUGCUGAUGCUGUUGUUUGUUGCCGCGGUGACGGCUCAGAGACGCGGAGGGGGAGGAGCCAGAUCGAACACUAGGACCUCCUCCUCUUCAUCAAACACAGACGAGUGGGACUACAGAGCUGGGUCUGAUAAAGUGAAUAUGAGAAAUGUGGCCAAUCUGACUGAAGUUCUGGACAACUGGAAAUACGACAUCAUGAGUCAGAUGAAGAAUCUACUGCAAAAUGACCACCAGAGUCUGCUCCCCGACUACGCCAGGAUCCAGCCGCUGUCUGAGGCUCUGGAUGAUCUGUACAAAGAGUUCAACGCUCUGAAGGCCCAUCUGGGAGACCUCACUGAGAAGUUUACAGCCGUGGAGACGUUUAUUGAUGAGCUCAAAGGCCGACAGGGUCACCAGGGAUCUGCACCUGCCGCACCUGCCGUGCCUGCCGCACCUGCCAGCACGCUCCCUCGGCCCAACAGGAGGGUCAUCAGGAAGAAGCCAUCGGCCACCACGACAGAAUGAGCAGCCCGUCGCACACAGAGGAGGAAAGACGAUUGCAAAUUUAUAAAAAAAAUUUAAAAUGCUGUACUCAGAGUCUUCCAUGAUUUUAAAUGUAAUAAAGUAAAAUUUCUCUCAGUGACUGACCUGGUAAAUCAGAUACAGAGGGAUGUCAGUCUGGUCACCUUCCUAUGUCAUAUUUGAGCUUGAACCAAACAUGAACGUCCAAUCAGAUUUGUUUAUUUCAGUGACAUAUGUGAAAAGGAGUUCAUUGGGCACUCAUCAUUUACAAAAAACCCUUUCUCCUCAGAUGAACAAUUUAGUCGCUCGUUGUUUCUUCAUAAACCUCUGAUGUUUUUUAGUCCCUUGUGAUAGUUUUGUCCUUUUUCCUCAUGAGCGACCGUAUUUGUUAUGAUACAGAGAGAUCACGUGCAUCCCUGAUUGGCUUAUCCACCUGUCAGUCACGCCCAUCUGAACUCACCUCAUGAAAACACGCAGGAAACGUGUUAUGACGGUGCUGAAGUCUUAAAGCUCUGUGUGUUUGCUUUUACUGUGCAUGACACCUUUAUAUAAGAUAUGAGUCUUUAUCUCAGUAUAUAUGUAUCUAAUAGUCUACAGCAGAGGACUCAGACCUGACUCAGACCUGAUUCAAUCCUGAGUCAGACCUGAGUCACGUUUUGACCUUUAUAUAGGAUAUGAUUCUUUAUGUCAGUAUAUAGUUAAAACAAGGUUGUUAGGAAAGACAGUCCUUCCUUGAACAGGAAUGGGGGCCUGAGACAUCAUCUAAUCCCCAUCUAUAACUCCAUUCUCAGAGUUAAAGCAAACAAAGGAAACAAUAGAGCUAGCCAGGACGUGAAAUCACCUAUUAGGGGCCUGAAUGAUUAUGCUAAGUAUGACUCAGACACAGUCCACAUUUAGUGUAGCUCAAUAGACCUAGCUAACAAACAAAAAGUGUAAAAAGAAGCUGUUUCCAGUUUCAGUGUUGUUAGCUCCUCCCUUCAGACAGAUAUACGGCAGUGUCUAGCAGUAAUCUGACCAGAACUGAAGAAGCAGCUUGGAUGAGUAGCCAAACGUCUUCACUCUAAAACUUUUGUACAGUAGAGGUGAAAAUAUUAUCUGUAAUCUGUAAUUUGACUUGGACUGGACUUGGAAUUAUUCUGGACUUGGACUUGAGACUUGCAGGGCUUGGUCCCACCUCUGGACACAUUUCCAAUUUAUUUUUCUGUCUGUUUCAGUAUUAGAUUUGAAGUUUAGUCACAAUAAACUAGACCACAGUCUUACCACAGUCCUGUCUCCUGUAAACCACUGAACCUCUGUUUUAUCAAAACAUUUAAAUAAAUAUUUAUUGCAUGUAUCAAAUC
Molecule: messenger RNA, 1942 nt
Organism: Periophthalmus magnuspinnatus
Lineage: Eukaryota; Metazoa; Chordata; Actinopteri; Gobiiformes; Gobiidae
Exons: 4
Coding region: 84-605 (173 amino acids)
Source: RefSeq, a predicted model, not a curated record